Coregonus sp. 'balchen' is the source of this 8319-nucleotide messenger RNA. NCBI's taxonomy places the organism in Eukaryota, Metazoa, Chordata, Actinopteri, Salmoniformes, Salmonidae. The record is from the annotation of a GenBank genome assembly.
AAGAAGAAGAAGAACAAGAAGAACAAGAUCAAGAACAAGAACAAGAACACUGAAGAACAGGUAGGUUGGAGGGGUUAUGGUGAUGUUGUUUCUGUACACAUUCUAUAAUGUUAAAUACAAGUCAAGUGUACAAGUUAACCCUAACUUGCUCCAGGGGUUCCGUACUGCUAUGGCUGCCCUUACGAAAAAAUAUUGCAGUCAGAGUGCAGUAUAACUGCAGUACACUGUAGUUUAACUGUAGUCAGAGUGCAGUAUAACUGCAGUACACUGUAGUUUAACUGUAGUCAGAGUGCAGUAUAACUGCAGUACACUGUAGUUUAACUGUAGUUAGAGUGCAGUAUAACUGCAGUACACUGUAGUUUAACUGUAGUUAGAAGGCAGUAUAACAGCAGUAUGCUUCAAAUACUGCGUCCAAAUAAGUGUUUUUUUUACUGCAGUAAUUUUGCAGUGACUGCAGUUACCGUGCAGUAUAACUGUAGUUCACAAGUCAUUAUUCUGCAAUUAAUGCGUCCAAAAUACCACAGUCGACUGCAGUUAUUGCACUUUUACUGCAGUUUCAAAACUGCUCUCUUUUUUUGUAAGGGUGACCUUGUAAAACAACACAUUUCACUGCACCUAUCUGGUAUAUGUGACAAUAAAACACAUAUUUUUUGUUUAGAUAUAUAUGUAUAUAUAUAUUUUAUACUUUUAUUGAACAAAGAAAACAUAAGAUGAUGAUACAAAAAACUAUGCAUACAGAACUAGCAAAUACUUUUUGAUACAUUUUCUUCAGUACAUGAUAUGUUUAUUUUUUUGACCUUUAUUUUGACAGGGAAGUUAACCACAUAGAGAGAUACAAAAUAAUGGGAAAAGUGUGAGUGUGUGGCGUGCUAUAACAAUGUUGUCUGAACCACUUGUCUGAUGCUGCUGUAUGACACUGCCAUGUUGUGGUGCGAUAUGGUAAUGCCACUGAACGUUCUCACAGAAAGGGGUUGUAUUCACUAGAAACCAAACGAAAGCAAACGGGGAGGGACUAACCUGACCCUGUCUAAUAAGAAACGCUCGUUUUCGUUCCAAAACGUUUUCCGUUGCAAAUAGUUUUAUUAUGGUUUGUACGGUGUGCCCAUACGACCCUGUUAUGAUCACAUGGUCAAUUAUAUUAAUCUGAUUACACAGCGAUAUGAUGACGUUUCAUGAAAGGGUUACCGUGUUUCCUUAUGCGUAAGUAAACCCCAGUAUCCCUUGGUGCUCUUUAAUACGUGUUUUGUUGGCCAGAAGACUGAAAACCUUACAACGAGACCAACAAUACCAGCGAUAUAAUCAAAGACCUACUGUAUCAGCGCGAUGCCAGGGAGUAAGUUACAACUUUGGGGAAAAAUCAACCAGCCAGCUAUCAACUAUAUGUGAUAUGUGUCUCAUUUCAAGUUGAAUGUCAAGGUCUGUUUUUUGUGUGCUCCAGUAUGAAAGCUAGCUAGCUAGCUAGCUAUAUUCUUUACAUUUUAUAAACGUGUUUUGUGUUUAUUGCUCUGUAUUUUGACAGUCUUAAGGAGGAAUGUAGGCAUAAUCGUAGCCCAGAUCUGCACUAUCGUCUAAGCUUGAUGUACAUUCCCGGUAAUACACUCAUUCCCCAGUGGACCGACCCCUACAUAAAGCAUCCUCCAUUCAGGCUGCAAAUGCAUAAUUUUCCUCCUUAAAGAUGCCCUUUGCAGAAAUUGCACAGCCAUUUCCUGGUUGCUAAAAUUCUAGUUUGCCUAAUUUCAGUUUAUGUGACAAAACAAGCAAGUAUAGAGUAGAGAAUCCUUGUACCAUGUAAACCUAAGUGAAAUAUAUUUUCCAUAACCAAAAACAUUGUAUUUUCAGCUGUUUGAAGUUGGUGUGCAAAGCCGAAAGGAAAAGAAGCAAAACUAAACUUAAAAACGGCAAGCAUAGAAAUAGUACACAUAGAACAGAUCUAUCACUACUUAGACUUGGUUUCAAUGAGAAUGACAGAUCUAUAACUCACAGUUCUAUGUGAAUUUUGCCAGGUCACCCAAAAAGUUACAUAUCGUAGCUUUUAACGGGGAGAAGGUGGAAAAAUGUUCCUCUCACUUUCUGAGUUUGUGUAUCAUCAGGAAGUAGCUAGCAUUCCUAGGCAUUAGCCACUAGCAUCAUUGUGAAAUUUGUGUUUUACAAAGAAAGUACGCAUAUUUUCCCCGUUCUUUUCCGCCUUCUCGCAUUUCAUGUUAGUUCAGGAGGAAAAUGAUGCCUUUGCUGAUGAGUAUUUUUGUAAUAAUAAUGUAUUAUUUAUUUGUUUUUGCUCAAUCUGAUUGGGAGGGCCUGGCUCACCCAUGCCUACGCCCCUCGUAUACAGUAUACACUACAGUAUUUAAUUUGCAUAUAACCCUGCCCAUUCCCUUCCCUCAUAUCCUAAUUUGUGCCACCCAUAAGUGAGAAGCCUACAUGCCAAGUAUAGACUAUAUAUUAUGUUCCUUACAGGUUAUAGAAAAGAGCACAAGCUCUGAGUUAUCCGUUUAGACCUCAGUCCUACCUACCUACAGGUUAUGGGAAAUGUGCUCUUUGAGUAUUUUGUCGAGUAGGUUUCCUCAAGGAGAAAGACCCCAUUGCUAUGUCAAAGAUAAUAAAACAAAAGCACUAUCGUAAAUACUACAGUAAUGUCUGCAAGAACACUACAGUAUACUACAGUCUGCAAAAACACUACAAUAAUUACUAUAGUAUAUACUCAAGUUUUUAUACUAUACAAGUACUUAUACUAUAGUAAACUAUAAAUCCUACAGUAUACUACAUUCGUGUCCGCAACACUACACUAAAUAGUACAGUAUUCACUAGUGUUUAUGCAGACUUUUGUCCUGUGAAUACUACAGUAUUUAUACCAUAGACAGGUUGAACAAAACCGACGCGUGAGCAACUAUGGGGCAAACAGACGGGGUUGGCUUAGAUUGCCCUUACAAAUAAAGAUAGCAUUUUUGAAUGUGCAUUAAAAGUGGAGUAACUGUAGUCAACUGUGUUAUUUUGGACGCAGUAUUUGAAACAUACUGCAGUUAUACUGCACUCUAACUGCACUCUGACUGCAAUGUAUAUAUUGAAUAUUGAAAAUUGAAAACAUAAAUACAUUUGCACAAUGAACACUUGUUUUCUCUCAAAUACAUCGUUACAGUUGUUGGUUAGCGAGCUAGCGAAUUUGAGCCAUAUUAGCAUAGAUGUGACAUCAGUCAAAACACCUCAAAACAAGACAUGGUAUCAAGAACAAGAUAACACCUACGAUUCCCCACAUGGCAGCUUUCUUGUCAGUGGUCCUCUGUAGCUCAGCUGGUAGAGCACGGCGCUUGUAACCCCAAGGUAGUGGGUUCGAUCCCCGGGACCACCCAUACACAAAAAUUUAUGCACGCAUGACUGUAAGUCGCUUUGGAUAAAAGCGUCUGCUAAAUGGCAUAUUAUUAUUAUUAUUAUUAUUAUUAUUAUUGUCAUUGUUGCUAGCUAUCUGGCCUUCCAGAAUCACAACAAUCAUGCAGACCUUUGCGCCAUUGAAGUGUGCACAUUGUUUCCGUGACGUUGUCAGCUAACCCAUCUAUAGUAUACUAUAGGAUUCUUUCAUGCGUGUGCCCUUGUUCUCUGUGGUGGGUGUUUGUGGUAAAGUCUGUGCGUGGAAGCUGGCUGGAGCACAAUGCUCUCUCUGCACCACAGCUGACAAUUGACCCAUCAUGGAGGUGACGGUAGCGUUUGUGAAGUCAGCAUUGAAUCCAAAUAACAGUGCCCUUGUUAGAACUUGUGGUAGAGAAUGUCACAGGAGGAAUUCUGGAUGAUUAGGGUGAACUUCCCAAGCGGAAUUCAUAAGAGCCAGGGUCAUUAUCAUUACUACUGAUUAUCUGGGAGUAUAAUAUAAUGUUUCUUUCACAAUGUCUUCGAGAUCCUUCUAGCUCCUUCUGUAAAACAAUCCAAUAGCCUACAUCUCAGGUUUCACCUACUGCCAUUGUGCCCUUGAGUAAGGCACUUAACCUUACUCAAGGGAGGGGGGAGGGUAAAAAUAACAGAUCUCUGUUUCACAAUGGACAAAGAAAGUUGUAUGGUUUUGUAUUUCAUUGUACAUAUUUGUUUGUGUGUUACUCCAGGCUGAGCUACCGCAGUUGAGUGAGGAGGAUGCGUAACCGACAGAGGGGGAGGUCAGCUGGGCCUAAUCCUCCUGGCCUCCCAGGUCUUCCAGGUGGGGGUGGAUAACGUUCCCUCUGUGACGCUGGCUGUGCUGGGCCUCAACGUCUACCUCUUCUUGUGCUGGGCCUCAACGUCUACCUCUAGGUGUGCAAGCCUACUGGCGUGGGGACUGUCGCCGCUGCACCACCUAGACGACUGGCACCUGUACUUCAACAUGGCAUCCUUCCUGUGAAAGGGCGUCAAGCUGGAGCCCCGGUUGGGCAGCAGCUUCUAUGCCUGCCUGCUGGCUGUUUUCUCCCUGCUGACGGGCAUGAUUUAUCUGCUGCGGGAGAUAGGGCUCUCGGCGAUCACCCAGGACCACUCUUACAGUAUACAGUGUGCAGUCGGCUUCUCAGGUACUAGCUAGCUACAGUGUCAGUGUGUUUGUUGUUAUGCUGCUGAGGAAGGUUUCUGUCCAUCCUCACAAUAGUUUGGGCCAUGGGAUUUUUUGGACCAGGAAAACCCCAAGGUCAUAGUUAUAGACCUAGCCUAAAAGUGAAUGGGCCUCUGUUGGUCAGUAAAAAGUUGGGGUCAACUCUGUUUUUCAACUCUGUGAAUUUGCUUCCUGAAUUGAAAACUGAAUUGACCCCAAACAUGCUGUGCUGUGAUUGGCAUGGUGAGACUGAGCUGUCUGUCCUGUGUUGUAGGAGUGCUUUUCGUCUGAAAAUGCUGAGUAACCACUACCACCCAGGAGGCGUCUCCUACGUGAUGGGCGUCCUAGUGGCCAAUCGCUACGCCAGCUGGGUCGAGCUGGUGCUGAUUCACGUAACGUCACCAGGGUGAGUUCUCCUUUGUCGCAGGAGUAGUCAGACACACAGACUUUUCUCCCAGUCCAGCUCUCACACGUUUCCAAUAAGAGAUGCUCAUUUUAGUUUUUAAAUUUUUUACCGUUGUGUGCCCAAAUGAACACGGCCCAGGGUUCAUCGUAAGUUCACUAGACAGUCUCUUAUUAUCCACGAUAGAGGGCUCUGUCAAAUAGUUCUAAAUGAAAUGUUUAUACAAAACAUAUAAUGCUCUAUGUAGGGGAGAGUGGGGUAAGUUGAGCCAAAGAGGUAAGUUGAGACACCCUUGUUUCUAGGAAACCAUACACAAAAUCGAUAUUUUUACUAAAUAUUUAGGAAGAGGUCAUCAUUUCAUGGAGUCUGUGAAGGAAGAAACCACAUGGAAAAAGUGGUAAGCAAGUUAGGUCCAAAAAAUGUAUUUUCACCAAGUCAAAUAAAUGUAUUGUGUUAGAGGUUUCAUGAUUCUUGUAUCUAAACCAAAGUAGAUCAUUUUAAGAUUGUUCAAUACAUCAGUUGGGGUCUGUAUAAGCUUCAAUAUGAGGUCCUAAACCUAGCAUGAAAGUGCAUCCUUGUAGCUGUGUGAGCUAAUAUAGUUAAAAUGUUUGCCUUGGGGUAAAUUGAGCCAAUGGCUAUUGUGUAAGUUGGGCUAAUGGCAAGUUAAGCACAUUUAAGUGUUUUCUUCCAAGGUGUAAUGCAAGGCAUUAUCACUGAAAUAUGAGGUAAGCCUGUGUUAAAAUACGCUUUAAAUUAUUAAAAGACCAAAAAGUGUUGAAUUGUGUUUGGAAAAUACAGCGGCAAUAUUUCAUUCAGUACAGAAAUGUGUAGGCGGCUUAAUUUACCUUGUUCCGCGGCUCAACUUACCCCAUACCCAGUAAGUUGUGCCAAGAGAACACUUUUUUUGGACAAGCUAUGUUUUCAAAACUGUAAUGUUUACAUUAAUUCCGAUUAUAUAUUAGGAUACGCAACAGCUUGAAAUAUAUGUAGAUAUCUUUGUUAGAAAGAAUACUAUAUUUCCCUUGGCGGAGUGAUGCUGAAUGUAAUAAAUUGUCAACUUACCCCACUCUCCCCUAGGAGAGUGCACAACCUCACUAGCGGGUCUGUAAUGCCUGAUAAGUGUCUGUUUAUGCAGUGUCCGUCAUGUGAGAAGUGUGUGUAUGGUAGUGUAAUAACAGUGCUCAUCUUGACAGAACAGAUCUUGUUUCCCUAAAGUAGUUUGCUGUGCAUAUGUUUAAUUACGGAGUCGUGUGUGUGUGUUGUAGCCAGGUGGUAACACGCUCCUCUGUGCAGGACCUCCUUUGUGGGACACCUGGCAGGCAUCCUGGUGGGGUUUCUCUACACCGCUGGUCCUCUGAAGAUCAUCAUGAAAAAAAUAGCAGGUUUGUGUGUGUGUGUCUGUGGGCAACAUUUUCCUCACGCUAAAACAUGCGCAACGAGCUCAAAAACCUGUGCAAUGACGAGUUUGGCAUUUUUGUGUCACCUGUAUUUGUGUCUGCACGGAUCCUGUAAAACUUUGGAACUGUGUAGGUGGAGCAUAAAAUGGGAGUGUCAAGGAGAGGUAUGGAAGAGAGUAUGCUUAUUAGCAUUUCCACAUACAAUAUAUACUACUUUGCAUGACUUUAACGAGAGGCUAAGAGACAAGAUUAAAAUGGGGACAAUUAUCAGUGACAAUCCAUAAUAUAAUCAGCCUAUGAACGAGGAUGUUGUUGCUUAUAGGCCAACUUUGAUAUUUCCCUAAAAUACUACACACUACAUGACCAAAUGUAUGUGGACACCUGCUCGUCGAACAUCUCAUUGCAAAAUCAUGGGCAUUAAUAUGGAGUUGGUCCCACCCCUUUGCUGCUAUAACAGCCUCCACUCUUCUGCGAAGGCUUUCCACUAGAUGUUGGAACAUUGCUGUGGGGACUUGCUUCCAUUCAGCCACAAGAGCAUUAGUGAGGUCGAGCACUGAUGUUGGGUGAUUAGGCCUGGUAGGCAUUCCAAUUAAUCCCAAAGGUGUUCGAUGGGGUUGAGGUCAGGGUUCUGUGCAGGCCAGUCAAGUUCUUCCACACCGAUAUCGACCUUGCUUUGUACGGACCUUGCUUUGUGCACAUGCUGAAACAGGAAAGGGCCUUCCCCAAACUGUUACCACAUAGUUGGAAGCACAGAAUCGUCUAGAAUGUCAUUGUAUGCUGUAGCGUUAAGAUUCCCCUUCACUGGAACUAAGGGUCCUAGCCCAAUCCAUGAAAAACAGCCCCAGGCCAUUAUUCCUCCUCCACCAAACUUUACAGUUGGCACUAUGCAUUUGGGCAGGUAGCGUUCUCCCGGCAUCCGCCAAACCCAGAUUUGUUUGUCGGACUGCCUGAUGGUGAAGCGUGAUUCAUCGCUCCAGAGAACGUGUUUCCAGUGGUGGUCCAAUGGUCCACCACUCAAGCCGACGCUUGGCAUUGCGCAUGGUGAUCUUAGGCUUGUGUGCGGCUGCUCGGCCAUGGAAACCAAUAUCAUGAAGCUCCCGACUAACAGUGAUUGUGCUGACGUUGCUUCCAGAGGCAGUUUGGAACUCGGUAGUGAGUGUUGCAACCGAGGACAGACGAUUUUUACGCGCUUCAGCACUCGACGGUCCCGUUCUGUGGCUUGUGUGGCCUACCACUUUGCGGCUGAGCCGUUGUUGCUCCUAGAUGUUUCCACUUCACAAUAACAGUACUUACAGUUGACCAGGGCAGCUAUAGCAGGGCAGAAAUUUGACGAACUGACUUGUUGGAAAGGUGGCAUCCUAUGACGGUGCCACGUUGAAAGUCACUGAGCUCUUUAGUAAAGCCAUUCUACUGCCAGUGUUUGUCUAUGGAGAUUGCAUGACAGUGUGCUUGAUUUUAUACACCUGGCAGCAACGGGUGUGGCUGAAAUAGCCAAAUCCACUAAUUUGAAGGGGUGCAUUCUUUUGUGCAUUCGGAAAGUAUUCAGACCCCUUGACUUUUUCCACAUUUUGUUACGUUACAGCCUUAUUCUAAAAUUGAUUAAAUUGUUUUUCUCCCUCAUGAUUCUACAUACAUUACCCCAUAAUGACCAAGAAAAAAACAGUUUUUAGAAAUUUUAGCAAAUGUAUUAAAAAUCAAUUACUGAUAUCACAUUUAAAUAAGUAUUCAGACCCUUUACUGAGUACUUUGUUGAACCAGAGAUUGAUGAGAAAAAAACAUGUUUUAAUCCAUUUUAGAAGAAGGCUGUAACGUAACAAAAUUUGGAAAAAGGGAAGAGGUCAGAAGAGUUUUCUGUUUGUUCUUAUGUCCCUUAGGGGGCUCCGCUCAGAGGACAAACCUCAUAUGGUUUCAACAUCCCAGGAGAACUGACAGCAGAGGAGAUCAGGAGGUGGCGGCUCCAGAGGAUUGACCACUUUGACUGA